This is a messenger RNA of Quercus robur (English oak), 471 nucleotides long. RefSeq names its product SKP1-like protein 14. The coding region runs from base 1 to 471 and encodes 156 amino acids. The record is from RefSeq and is a predicted model, not a curated record. Gene Ontology annotation, biological process: SCF-dependent proteasomal ubiquitin-dependent protein catabolic process. The transcript has a single exon. Lineage: Eukaryota; Viridiplantae; Streptophyta; Magnoliopsida; Fagales; Fagaceae. Gene Ontology annotation, cellular component: nucleus; cytoplasm. Gene Ontology annotation, molecular function: cullin family protein binding.
AUGGCGAACCAAGACGCAAUCCUAAACUCUACCGCUACCAGCACGAUGAAGAUAAUGCUAAAAUCCGCUGACGACAAGCUAUUCAUGGUGAAGGAAGCCAUAGCGAUGGAGUUCGGCGUACUGAAGUUCUUCCUCGAAGACAGCACCGAUUUGGAGAGCACCGUGAUCCCUCUGCUAAACGUGUCCGGCUCCGUUCUUGGCCGUGUCAUCCACUACUGCGAGAAAAGCCUGAUUCUCCACUUGAUACUCCCUCCGUCGACCCUGCUUCAUUUAUUUGAACGAGUAGCGGAGUUGAUUUUGGAUGACGAGAACGACAAGAGCAUCGUUGAGCUGGUUAAGGCAGCCGAUUACUUGGACAUCAAGGUACUGCUGACAUUCUUGAUGCCGAGUUUCAAGAGGAGGUUUGAACUUGGAGACGAUAAGGGCGUAGAAUAUGUUUAUACGGAGGAUGUAGAGGCACGGCUUCUCUAG